AUGUCGAACGCACGAUCAGAUCCAAUAAUUGAUGAUCUUAUGGAAACAGACAUUGAAGUACCUAAAGACACAAAUGUUGAAAAGUCCUAUGAAAUAAAUUUGAGACAACCUGUGAGAAAUGAGUCUAAGCGAUCUAAACAAUCUAAUACGUUAAAUUUAGAUCCUUCCAAUUCUAAUUCUAGUUGUGAUUUACAUAUGGAGACCUUAUCUCAAAAUUUAGCACACUCGUUCACGACAAUGUUAGGUACUUUGCAUGGAAUGUCUUUAGAAGAUGUCAAUAGAAUGAUGGAUUUGGAGAAAAACAUGAUGAUUGAAUUGCAAAAUGCAAUCAUGGCAGUAUCCAAGGUUUUUAAAAAUUCUAAUAGAGAAAUGUUAACGAAUCUUCAAGAGAAUGAUAUGUCUGUUAAUGAAGACAUAUUAUUGAAUAAUCCUUUGAUCACCUCAAAUGAUAAAGGAGUUCCAGUGAUUCCUCCAGGGGUUGAGAACGGUUCUAUGAGUACUUCAAUUGAUAAAGAAAUUCCAGUGAUUCCUCGGGGGGUUGAGAAAAAUUCCAUGAGUAUUUCAAUUGAUAAGGAAAUCUCAGUGAAACCCGGGGGAGCUGUGAAAAGUUCUAUAAAUUCAUCAAUUGAUGAAGAAGUCUCAUUGAAUCCUGGAGGUGUUGUGAAUACUUUAAUUAAUGAAAAUACUUCAGUAAAUCUUCAAGGGGAACAAACGAACUCCACAUUGAUGGAUCCUUUUAUUUAUAAUGACGAGCGAAUGAAUCUUUUGAAGGAGGAACAGAAAGGUUCCGUGGAUAUUUCAAAUAUCCAACAAGAUAAUAAAAGAUCCAUGACUAAGGAAGGAUCUGAAAACUCUACAAUAUCCUCUGAAUCCACCGCAACGUCGACAUCAAAAUCAAGUAGAAAUCAAAUUGGGGAUAAUUGGGAAAUACCUAUUAUAGUGCUGGAUAAUGACCAUAAUUAUGAAACUGAAAUCAUUGAAAUCGAUUCUGACGAUGAAGAGAUUCUUAUAUAUAGAGAUAUGAUGUCUUUGGAAGACAUCGAUUGUAUAGAAAUUGGUAAAGAUGAAUUUGAAAUAGUUGUCAAUGCAAAAAGAGGUAUAAACAAUUGCUCUGAUGAUUAUGAAACAGAUGGUGAAAGAUUUAUUCCAGUUGCUCCUAAUAAUGAGAAAAGUCAAAAAAGGCGUAAAUAUUCUAAACUUAUUCAAUCUAAACAUAAAGCUUGCGUUUCCGAUGAAGAGAAUAACCCAUCAAAAUGGAGAACUGAUCUUCCGGCACUUCCUUAUAUUUCAAAUGCUGUUUUACGUUUAUGGUCAACAGGAUUUUUGAAACACCGAAAUCAAUGGGAAAGGCUUGAAUAUCUUGGUGAUAAGGUUCUCAUGUUUUGUGUUUUGAGAUUUGCCACCGCUAAAUAUCUUCAACGUUAUUCUCCUUCAGAGAUCAGAAUAGUUACUAGUUUUUUGGUCUCAAACAAAUUGCUCGCUGCAUAUUCUUUAACUCUUGGACUUGAUACAAAAAAUAAAAUGGAACAACUUGGAAUUACUAAGAAGGUAGCAGAUGCGUUUGAAGCUUACAUUGGAGCAUAUUACUUAUCUGAAGGAGAAGAAGCGACAACGACUUAUUUAGAACAGUUAAUGAAUCCACUAUUUGCACUUGUAUUAACAAGUAUGAAUGGUAAUCGUAAUGUUAAAAAAAUGAUGAAAGUUAUAGCAGAUUAUUUCAACAUGGGAUUUUUAUUAACUGUGCCAAAAUUAAAGUAA
Molecule: messenger RNA, 1758 nt
Organism: Funneliformis mosseae
Lineage: Eukaryota; Fungi; Glomeromycota; Glomeromycetes; Glomerales; Glomeraceae
Source: the annotation of a GenBank genome assembly